Messenger RNA from Brassica oleracea var. oleracea, 1964 nucleotides. RefSeq lists its product as uncharacterized. The transcript is spliced from 2 exons. Bases 132 to 1775 code for a protein of 547 amino acids. Gene Ontology annotation, molecular function: protein binding. The record is from RefSeq and is a predicted model, not a curated record. Lineage: Eukaryota; Viridiplantae; Streptophyta; Magnoliopsida; Brassicales; Brassicaceae.
CAAUGAAAAAGAAACUCACGCGCUUACUUACCCCUCCUGUAUUUCGCUCUUUCCCAACUGGCACAAAGCAAGCACCAUCACUUGCCAAUUAAUUCACACCUCUCUCUCUCUCCACACUCACCGCUUCUCCGAUGCCGUUGCAUAACGACGGUGACUGUACCUUAACGGAGCUCAUCUCCUCCCUCCUCGACCGCAUCCCCAAGCUUCUCAGCUUCAAAUCCAAAUGGUCCUCGAUCCGCGUUAAACUCGCCGAUCUCAACACUCACCUCUCCGAUAUCGCCGCCUCUUCUUCUUCUUCUUCUUCUUCUUCCAACCAGCUAGCUCUGGAUCUCCUCCUCUCCGCUCGAGAGACGCUGCACGACGCCGCCUCCGUCGCGGCGAGGUGCGAGGGACCGGAUUUAUCCGACGGAAAGCUCAAAACGCAGAGCGACGUCGAUUCAAUCACGGCUCGGCUCGAUCGCCACGCGAAAGACGCUGAGGUUCUGAUCAGAAGCGGUCUUCUCAACGAAAUCGUUUCGGUUUCAUCUAAGAAGGAAGCUGCGGCGAGGAAUCUAGUUAUCCGGUUACAGAUCGGUGAACCGGAAUCGAAGAACUCAGCGAUCGAAUCGUUGCUCGAGCUGCUUCAGGAAGAUGAUAAGAACGUGAUGAUCUCAGUAGCUCAAGGAGUUGUUCCCGUUCUUGUUCGAUUGCUCGAUUCGUGUAGCCUGAGCGUGAAGGAGAAGGUUGUAGCUGUGAUUUCAAGAAUCUCGUCCGUGGAGAGUAGUAAACACGUGUUGAUAGCUGAAGGAUUGUCUCUGCUGAAUCACCUCCUUCGCGUGUUGGAAUCAGGGAGUGGUUUUGGUAAAGACAAGGCUUGUGUUGCUCUGCAAGCUCUGAGUCUGUCCAAGGAGAACGCCAGAGCGAUUGGCUGUAGAGGAGGUAUCUCGUCUCUUCUUGAAAUCUGCCAGGCGGGGACACCUGGCUCUCAAGCUUUCGCCGCGGGCGUGUUGAGGAACUUAGCUUCGUUUGGAGAGAUUAAGGAGAAUUUUGUUGAGGAGAACGCUGUUUUUGUUCUUGUCUCUCUCGGUUCUUCAGGUACGGUUCCUGCUCGAGAGAAUGCUCUAGGAUGUUUGGCUAGUUUAGCUUCCGGGGAUGAGGAUAUGAUGAUGUUGAUUGUUAGAGAAGGAGGGAUUAAGUGUUUAAAGAGUUUCUGGGAUUCUGUUUCCGAUGCUAAGAGUCUCGAGGUAGUAGUUGUGCUUUUAAAGAAUCUAGCUUUGUGUCCUAUCGUAAGAGAUGUUGUUACCUCGGAAGGGUUUAUCCCACGUUUGGUUCCAGUGUUGAGCUGUGGGGUUCUUGGUGUUAGAAUCGCAGCUGCGGAAGCUGUUUCUUCGCUAGGGUUCAGCUCGAAAAGCAGGAAAGAGAUUGGUGAAAGCGGAUGCAUCGGUGCAUUGAUUGACAUGUUAGACGGUAAAGCUAUGGAAGAGAAAGAAGCAGCUUCGAAAGCUCUGUCGACGUUAUUGGUGUGCACAAGCAACAGAAAGAUUUUCAAGAAGAGUGACAAGGGCGUACUCAGUCUUGUUCAGCUCUUGGACCCGAAGAUCACGAAAUUGGAUAAGAGAUACACAGUCUCUGCGUUGGAACUGCUUGUUACUUCUAAGAAAUGCAGGAAACAAGUCGUUGCUGCUGGUGCUUGCUUGCAUCUGCAAAAGCUUGUGGAGAUGGAUGUUGAAGGAGCUAAGAAACUGGCAGAGAAUCUUGCUCGGAGUAAGAUUUGGGGCGUCUUCGCAAGGCCAUAGGAGAAUCUUGUCGUGUCGCUUUUUUCUAUAUGUUGUUUUAUUGUUCAUAAGGUUUGGUUGAUUGAAGUAGGGAGAGUUUAAUUGUUGAUUAGUUCUGUUGACAAAGAAUAAUAUCUCUGUAGAGUAUGUAAUCCUCUGUUUUUGUUUUUUCUUGGUGAGCUAAUCAUAUCAGAGUUUGAUCUUUCACAA